Psylliodes chrysocephalus is the source of this 711-nucleotide messenger RNA. Lineage: Eukaryota; Metazoa; Arthropoda; Insecta; Coleoptera; Chrysomelidae. The record is from the annotation of a GenBank genome assembly.
AUGAUUUUUACAUUAGAUUUAAAGUCAAAUCAAAUAUCAAGCAUACAUGCUAAUGCAUUUGACGACAUGCCGGACCUAUUUAAUAUUGAACUAGCUGACAACUAUAUACAAAUAUGGAAUCCAGAGUGGUUUAAAAACACCCCCUCACUAAUAAUAAUUUCAAUGCCAAAUAACAGAAUAGAAGAACUACCAGCUAAUGCUUUUAAAAAUAUGAAAGGAAUAAAAAAGUAUGGAAACCUUGAUAUAGCAAUUAACUUUGUUUUCAGCCACAAUCAAAUCAAAAACAUAAAUCUCAAAGCUUUUUCAGGUUUAGAAAAAAUUGACAACUUGUGGCUUGACAAUAAUUUACUUCAAGAAUUUCAUGAAGAUUUAUUAAAUGGCAUUGCAAUCGAUGUUUUAAGAUUGGACAAUAAUAACAUAAAAUAUUUCGAUGGUAAUCUUGACAAAACUUUAAAAGCUAAUGCAAACCACAUUGAUUAUAAUCCAUUUGAUUGUGAAUACUUACAACAGAUUAAAGAAUGGUCAAAAAGGGAGAAAAUGGUCGAUAUUUUUAAUGUUGAAAUGAAUUGUUCAGAUCAGAAAUUUCAAAAUACAGUGACUGCUUUGGACAAAAGAUUAAAGGCAUUAACAAAGAAGGUCACAUACAACACCGACGAAAGUAACAUUGAAGAUCUCGAAAUUUUUGAACCCAAAACAGUUUCUAUAAAGUAA